This is a messenger RNA of Hydra vulgaris (swiftwater hydra), 1615 nucleotides long. RefSeq names its product ankyrin repeat, SAM and basic leucine zipper domain-containing protein 1. The record is from RefSeq and is a predicted model, not a curated record. Gene Ontology annotation, cellular component: pi-body. Gene Ontology annotation, molecular function: protein binding. Gene Ontology annotation, biological process: piRNA processing. Lineage: Eukaryota; Metazoa; Cnidaria; Hydrozoa; Anthoathecata; Hydridae.
AGAAAGGGAUCUAAUGCCAGAAAAAAGUAAUCAUGCAAGGUAUACCUGCUGGUUUUGAGGAUUAUUCAAGUGAUGAAGAUAUUGAUGUUGAAGAAAUAUUUGAAGUUAGUUCGCCAAAAACUAUAAAUUAUACACAAGAAAUAAAUCAAGAUAUUUCAACUAAAACUAGUAUAUUUACUCAAAAAGCUUCAUUUGAGAAUGUCUCUGAAAAAAUCAGCUUUGAAGUUGAAGAAAUGAGAAUUGCAGUCUUAAAAAAUGAUGUUGGCAGAAUAAAAGAAUUGUUCAGCAAUGGUUUUAAAGUUGAUAAAUUGUUGCCAAGUGGAUGGUCUGUUCUUAUGUAUGCAGCAAAUUAUGGUUCAAUUGAGGCAGUUAAAAUACUUCUUGAAGAGAAAUCGAAUGUAAACUUUGAUUGCGAUAUGUUUACACCUUUAAUGGCUGCAUGCUACUCUACGAAAGCUACUGAAGAAAAGCUGCUAGGAUGUGUAGAAGCUUUAGUUCAUGCAAAUGCUCAUAUAGACUCUCAUGACAGGUAUCUAAUGACUGCCUUAAUGUAUGCAUCAAAACAAGGUUAUUCUAAAAUUGUUGAUUUUCUUUGCAAAAGUGGAGCUAGUGUUAAUUAUCAAGACACAAGAGGAUGGACGGCACUAUGCUUUGCAAGCAGACACGGUCAUAGUCAUGUAGCAAAGGUUCUUCUCCAGCAUAAUGCGAAUCAUCUUCUUACGGCAUUUGAUGGUCAGACUCCUGCAGAUAUUGCAUUUACAUACAAUUACAAAAUAAUGUCUGAGUUGCUCGAAAAAUACAAUGGUUGUAAUAUCGAUCAGUUUAAAGAUGUUCCAUCAAACGGGAGCAAUUGCAACACUGCACAGUCCAAAUAUGUUAAAUAUGGAGAUUUGGAACUAUUUCUUCAUGGUUUAGAAAUGGGCCAUCUUGUUAUUUUAUUUCAGGAGCAUAACCUCAACUUCACAGAUAUGUUGAAAAUGACUGAAGAAGAAAUGAUUGAAAUUGGAAUUACUCAACUUGGAAUACGUAAAAAACUUAUUGAUGCAAUUCGCACUGUACACACUAACGAAUGGGAGAUGAGCAGUCUCUCAAUGGAAGCAAAACAUAAGUUAACGUUAUUGGAAUGCGCAUCUGUUAUUGCUAAUGUCAGUAAACACCUGAAAUGCAUCCAAAGUUCUGUAGCUUAUGUUAAAAGGCAAAUGAAGCCAAAUCAGUUAGAAUUUCAAAGUGAUCACGUGAACUUACAGGCAGCAUUAGUUGAACAGUGUACUUUUGCUGAAAAAAUUACAGAAGAACUUAAUUAUGAUAUCAAAGAGUUGCAUCAAAUUAGUCUUGAGAUGUUCCAGAGUACUGGAGAGAAACCUCCAGAGGUGAUUCAGAUGCGAGUUAAAAAUGAACUUCCCUCUUUUUAUCGCCGUAUGAGUCUUGCCCUAAUAGGUUCAGUUAUCGUUGUAGGCAGUAUUCUUGUUAUUUACAAACACUCUUCAACCCAUACUUAAAAUCGUUAUUGUAAACCGAAAAGUUUUACCCCAAAUUUUUAAGGAUGCGAUAAAUUCUUUUGAAUAUAAAAUUGUAAAUAGUUUUAUAGAAGGAAAUAAAACAGACGCUUAGACAA